Lindgomyces ingoldianus is the source of this 1419-nucleotide messenger RNA. RefSeq lists its product as uncharacterized. Lineage: Eukaryota; Fungi; Ascomycota; Dothideomycetes; Pleosporales; Lindgomycetaceae. The coding region runs from base 1 to 1419 and encodes 472 amino acids. The transcript is spliced from 4 exons. The record is from RefSeq and is a predicted model, not a curated record.
AUGUCCUCUGACGCCAUAGCCAACCCCCAAACAGUGGCGCCGAGUGAGUCGAAGAGCGCCCGCAAGAAGAAGGCCAAGGCAGAAGCUGCUGCCGCAGCUGUUCCUGCCCCAGACAAGUCUACUUCUGAACUGGGAGCUGGCUCUUCCGACGCAGCAGGAAAGACCAAUGGCGUUGAGAGCGGUUCCGAGAAUGGAUACAUUAAGGAGCUCCAAAAGAGCGUACGAAAUGUCAAUAAGAAGCUCAAUCUCAUGCAAAAGGUCGAUGCCAUAAUUGAGGCAAACCCCGGUAUCUCUCUCGAUGACCUCGUGUCCUCCCGCAAGAUCAACGCCGACCAGAAAGCUCAAGCUUUGAAGAAGCCCGGUCUUCAGUCUCAGCUUGCUCAGCUUGAGGAGCAGAUCGCCCAGUACAAGAAAUUCGACCAGGAAUACCAACAGAAGAUCGCCCAGGAGAAAGAAAUUCUGCGCCAAUCACACUCAGAGGACCUCGAGAAGCUGAGGGGGACCUUGAAGGCGGAGGCGGCGAUCGAGGCGCGAAAGGUUUUCAAAGAAAAGUUUCUCACUCUGUCGAGGUUCCUGCGGGCAGCUGCCGCUCGACGCCAGCUCGAAGAUGACGACUCAGAUUUGACAAAGGCGUUCGAGGGUGCAUUGCUUCUGGUAUACGGCGGCGAUGCCAGUGCAGUUGCGGCUGCUGAGAAGCUGAUUGACGGUUCCGAGGAUAAUGUUCCCUCAACUGAGGGUGUAUCCCUGAGCGUAACCUGUAAGCCUUCCUCAAAGAAUAUUAAAGAAGCUGCUCUCGAGGAGGCUCCGUUUGCAGCUGAAGAGGCUUGGGUCGACGACGUGGCACAGUCACAACCAGCUCCGCCUGAAACCGAGACUGAGACCACUCCAGCUAUUACCACCGACCCAACUAUUGCUAAUGCGGGACUGACGGAGCUCAACACAGGCGUGACAUCACUCAAUAGAGGCGCGGAGGCUGCUGAUACACCAAGCGCACCACCGGCAUCGAGUGUCGGCGCAGGUGCUGCGAAUGCGGCAGCGGAGGAACAGUGGGACAAGCAACCGUCUGGAUCAGAUGAUCCCCUAGCGGAGUCUUUCGAGAUGGUGCCGCGCGACCCAGCUGAGACUGAGUCCCCGGCGGCUGUUGCCCCUAUCAGCAGUGUGCAAAGCUGGGCUGAUGAGCCUCCUGAGCCCACUUCUACCACUACCCCAACAUCUGCGAACGGCAACGAUGGUUUCCACGAAGUACAUCACAACCGAGGCGGCAGGGGACGAGGCGGACCGCAGGGUGAGAGUCGAGGUGGAUAUAGGGGCAGGGCCGGACAACGCGGCGAUUAUCGCGGACGCAGUCGUGGCCGUGGAGACUUCCGUGGCCGUGGCCGAGGAUCAGGAUUCCGAGGUGGACGGGGAGAUUCGCAGUAG